Messenger RNA from Exophiala dermatitidis NIH/UT8656, 2525 nucleotides. Its product is annotated as 2-dehydropantoate 2-reductase. Gene Ontology annotation, biological process: pantothenate biosynthetic process. Gene Ontology annotation, cellular component: cytoplasm. Bases 1019 to 2014 code for a protein of 331 amino acids. The record is from RefSeq and is a predicted model, not a curated record. Gene Ontology annotation, molecular function: 2-dehydropantoate 2-reductase activity. The transcript has a single exon. NCBI's taxonomy places the organism in Eukaryota, Fungi, Ascomycota, Eurotiomycetes, Chaetothyriales, Herpotrichiellaceae.
ACCACAUCAGCUUCUGCGUCGCCAUUUAUUGACCUUUCUUCGUGCGAUUCUUCGGUUGUCCUAUCUUCAUUAAGACAGUGCGAACACUGUAAGCCAUCAGACCUGCCUACAACGCGACACGCGCCAUCGUCUGGUGGGUUCUGCUCGUCCUCCGUCCCUGGUCAGCAAGCCUGGUGACAAGCAUUCGAUCACAAGCCCACAACUACUACUAGUGGUAGCCUGGAUCUCCGGCAUUCUAAAAACGGGACCCUGCUUUUAGUCCUCUUCGUCCCCGAUGCUGUUACGAAUUCCCCGAGAUCGAGAUCCUCCUCUCUUCUCGAAUCCCACUGGGCCGCCCACCGAUGUCAAGCUUUGGCACAUCUUCACGUGGAUGAAACAGCCAGAUCCAUCGAGGCUCAUAAAAGAGAUCGGUUGCUAGAAGAGACAUGUCUAGUACCGUCCAUAUGCUCAACACGAUCAGGAAAGUUGGGAUCUUAGGGCACAAUUAUCCAGCCAGACUGCCGGUCAGUCAGUCAAGACUUUGCGGCCCAUAAACACAUUGCCAGUGUGUUCCUAAAUACACGGCUUUCCGAUCAUGCUUGACGGGUCCUUGACUCCGCCGUCGACCGUAGAUCACACCGCUGAGACUAUGCCCAGGGACCUAGGUGAGCUCGAUGUUUCUGCCGUGGUCGCUCAGAUAACUUGUGCCAGUCUGUAACAAGAGGUAGGCGAGUUCUCCAAAGUCUGAAGAUGCAUACGACUCCUCCAGAUCUCAAUUGUCCCUAGGGCUAUUCGGGAGAUCCAACCCAACCCGAUCCAGGAUGCCCGGGGAGUGGAGACGGGUUGGUUGCUAGCUAAGCUCAUCGGUUGUUCGGCUUUUCCCCGUAUCUUGUUAUCCCGCGGCGUCGACCCGCUUUGACGCCGGCCCUUUGCUACUCUCAACUUUGCAUAUAUCAACUUCCUGCACUAUAUCUCGCACUCAUCUCCGGCUUAGAUAGAUAGCCGCACAAAGGACUUCCGGAGCUGAUCCUUGAUCACCAUGUCUCAUCCUCGGUUUCUCAUCUUCGGCACAGGCAGCAUUGGCGCCGUGUACGCAUACAUUUUCUCUCGCGCCGUCACGCCAGCCAAUGUGUUUACGGUUUGUCGAUCAAACUACGACGUGGUGGCCAAGCAAGGCUUUACCAUCAACUCGACCAUCUUCGGCCAGAACUUGAACGUACGACCCCAAGUCGUGCGCAGCGUCGAAGAAGCUGUGACAAAAUCGGAUAAACCCUUCGACUAUGUGAUCGUCACGGCAAAAGCCAUCCCCAGCACACCAUCCAUACCGGAUCAAAUCCGACGUGCGAUCUCUCCCAACACAACCAUCGCCCUGAUCCAGAAUGGGAUCGGUAUCGAAGACCUUUACCGGAAUGCUUUCCCCUCCAACCCAAUUUUGAGUUGUGUCGUCUACCUACCUGCCACGCAGAUUUCUCCAGGAAUUGUCACUCACAAAGAAAUCGAACUCCUGCACCUUGGCACGUACCCGGCUACGGCACCACAGUCGCACAAGGAAUCUGCCGAGCGGUUCGGGGCCCUGCUACAAGCCGGCGGCGCCUCCUUCAAGGUGCAUGACGACGUGCAACAGGAACGAUGGAGCAAGCUGCUCGUCAACGCGACCUGGAACCCGAUCUGUGCGCUAUCCCGCAGUCGCGACGCCCAGUUCAUCCAGUCCUCGUCGUAUGCGCCCAAUCUGAUCCAGGACGUCAUGCUCGAAAUUUCCGCCAUUGCCCAGGCCGCCGGAUACCCGUCCGUGUCGCGGUCCGUGGUCGAGUCUCAAAUUGGCCGGGCCACGGCGCGGCCUUUGCCAGGCGUCGAGCCGAGCAUGCUUGCUGACGCUGCGGCCGGUCGAAACAUGGAGGUGGAUGCCAUCGUAGGCAACGCAUUGCGUAUCGCCGAAGAAAAGGGCGUCGAUACCCCGCUGUUACGGGCGGUUUAUGCUCUUGUCAAGGCUCUCGAUGGGAGUUUUACACAUGCGCGGGAGCAGAGUAGCCAGUGACGUGAUUCUCAUCCUGAUGGAAUUCUGGAGGUUGAACCCAUUUAAGUGCUCCGUUCCUAUCUCCUGCGAUGUCAACAUCACCUUGACUUCAGGUGACUUCAGGGCACGUCCUCUGCUAGCACUGCACACGGAGAGCCAUCGGCCAGGCGUACAGUACCAGAACACAUCGACCGUGAUAUGAAUGCAUGAAAAUUCGGCACCUGAGGCACUGCAAAGCACCCCCCUCGAAGUCAUGACCGUUUCACCACGGUCGCGCGACGGCAGACCUGAUUGAUAUCUUGUCAGGCAUUGCGUUGGGUUGCAAAUCAUUGUUUUGGGCGAGACAUGACAUUCGGAGGUAGUAUAUACCAUCUACCUCAGUAGUACACCGGAGAUACAGAUAUAUCGAGCUCGAACUCCCAGGAUGUCUGUAGAUAGCUACGAUAGAUCGAGUACUAGAGGACGAAUAUAGACCCGACCUAGUCUUCACUCUUCGACAUCUUCUUGAUUUUUUCCCCUAAAAAUUCCAAAC